Molecule: messenger RNA, 1613 nt
Organism: Chaetura pelagica (chimney swift)
Lineage: Eukaryota; Metazoa; Chordata; Aves; Apodiformes; Apodidae
Gene: TBC1D13
Product: TBC1 domain family, member 13
Exons: 11
Coding region: 1-1227 (408 amino acids)
Biological process (GO): intracellular protein transport; activation of GTPase activity
Molecular function (GO): GTPase activator activity
Source: RefSeq, a predicted model, not a curated record
AUGGAGGAACAGCACCCUCCACAGACACACCAUCACUUUCCCCCACUCUGGCCUUCCAGUUCCAAGCCCAAACUCUUUGGCAAACACUGCUACAUCCUUAUGGCAUUCCAGGCUGCACAGGCAGGAAUUCCCUUUGACGGUGGGCUGCGCUGCCUCUGCUGGAAGAUACUCCUGAACUACCUCCCUUUAGAGAAAGCCUUAUGGAGCUCUUUGCUGAAGAAACAGAGGGAUCUGUAUUCCCAAUUCCUAAAGGAAAUGAUUAUUCAGCCUGGGAUUGCCAAAGCCAACCUGGGUGUUUCUAGGGAAGAUGUGACCUUGGAAGAUCACCCUCUCAAUCCCAACCCAGACAGUCGAUGGAAUACUUACUUCAAGGAUAACGAAGUGCUUCUCCAGAUAGACAAAGAUGUCAGGAGGCUGUACCCUGACAUGGCGUUCUUCCAGCGCCCCACAGACUAUCCCUGCCUGCUGAUCCUGGACCCCCAGAAUGAGUUUGAGACCCUGCGCCGGCGGGUGGAGCAGACCACCCUCAAGUCACAGACGGUGGCGCGGAACCGCAGCGGGGUCACAAAUGUGAGCUCCCCUCUUAAAACCACACCGAGCUCUCUGAGUGAGUACGAGGUUCUGCCCAACGGCUGCGAAGCUCACUGGGAGGUGGUGGAGCGGAUCCUCUUCAUCUAUGCCAAGCUGAACCCUGGGAUAGCCUAUGUUCAGGGGAUGAAUGAAAUCGUGGGGCCUCUCUACUACACCUUUGCUACAGAUCCUAACAGUGAGUGGAAAGAGCAUGCUGAAGCAGACACGUUUUUCUGCUUUACCAAUCUCAUGGCUGAAAUUCGGGACAACUUCAUUAAGAGUCUGGAUGAUUCUCAGUGUGGUAUUACCUACAAAAUGGAGAAGGUCUACUCCACCCUGAAGGAGAAAGAUGUAGAGCUGUAUUUGAAACUGCAAGAGCAGAACAUCAAACCCCAGUUCUUUGCCUUCCGCUGGCUGACCCUGCUCUUGUCCCAAGAGUUCCUGCUGCCAGAUGUCAUCCGUAUCUGGGACUCCCUCUUCGCCGACGACAAACGCUUCGAUUUCCUGCUGCUUGUCUGCUGUGCCAUGUUGACACUAAUCCGGGAUCAGUUGCUGGAAGGAGACUUCACUCUGAACAUGAGGCUGCUACAGGAUUAUCCUAUCUCUGAUGUCCAUCUGAUUUUGAAGAAGGCAAAGGAACUUCAAGAUUCCAAAUAGUUCAUGAGCCUAACAAAAGGUGUCAGAGAAACUGUGUGGCAGUGGAUCCCAGGAGAUGCCCCCAUGCAGUGUGGUGCACUAAAGUUCCUAGUGGUCUCUGCAGGACUUCAGGUUUUAUGUUUGGGCUACUGGCCACCUUGAAGACUUCCUCCUACUCUAUUUAUUAGGUCAAGGACCGAUUACUUCCCCAUAUACUUGGGUCCUGCACUCCAGAUGUUUUCAAAUCUCAAAUGCCUCUACGCUGCCAAAAGCAGUUAUUUGUAUCUAUUGAAAUGACUUUUAAGUUUGGAGAGACAGAAACCACCUGUCUGCAUAUCCCUGGAGGGGAUGGACUCCUCCAUCUUGGAAGAAGCUCACAUGGAGUUAACUUCUGAUGGGGAAGGGAC